Molecule: messenger RNA, 1985 nt
Organism: Phyllotreta striolata
Lineage: Eukaryota; Metazoa; Arthropoda; Insecta; Coleoptera; Chrysomelidae
Source: the annotation of a GenBank genome assembly
AUUAAUUUAGUUUUUGGAAGACAACCGGUUAUUUGUCUUCACAAGUGAAACUAGACUACAGAACUGAAACAUAUAUUUUUAUAUUAUAUCAAAUUAUGACUCAAAUAAUGGAUGAAGACGAAUAUUUAACUAAAUUGAAUAAAAUAGAACAAACUAUGCGGGAAUUGCAAAACCAGAAAUCGCAGAUCGUCAACAAGCUCAAAAUGUUGGAGAUAGAAAAGGAGGACCUCCAGUACAAUUAUAAAUUGUUAAAAAUACGGUCUAACAAAAACGGAAAGGAAUGGGUGAAUAAGAAAUUCGAAUGGUCCGAUAAAAUUUACGAAGUAUUAAAAGGAAAGUUUAAAUUCGAUGAUUUUCGACAAAAACAACUGGCCGCUAUAAAUAGUACACUCUCGAAUAAAGAUGUGCUGUUAUUAAUGCCCACGAGCGGGGGAAAAAGCUUAGUUUAUCAAUUAACUGCCUACAUUAGCAAAGGUCUGACAAUAGUUGUUUCUCCCUUAAUUUCGCUGAUUGAAGACCAACUUAGGGCUCUUAAAAAAAUUGGAAUAGAUGCUGCUUCUGUGAACGCAAACACUUCGAAAGAGGAAAGGAAAUACAUUCACAACGAAAUGACAAAUCCCAACUCUAAAUUAAAAUUGUUAUACGUCACUCCCGAAUGGGUAGCAAAGAGCAAACAAUUCAUGACGUACUUACAAAAGUGUUUCGAUAAAAAUUUGUUAGCCCGGAUUGUUAUAGACGAGGUGCAUUGCUGUUCUACAUGGGGACAUGAUUUUCGACCUGAUUACAAUCACUUGAGUUUAUUUAAAAAUAUGUUUGCUGGUGUUCCAAUUAUAGGAUUAACAGCUACUGCUACAAUGAAUAUUCUGAUUGAUAUUCAAAAAAUGCUUGGUCUGGAGGAUGCUGUAAUAAUUACUGCCCCGUUUAAUAGGCCUAAUCUUUUUUAUAAGGUGGUAAAUAAGCCGAGUGAAAAAAGUGAAUGUACGAAAUUGCUAACAAAAUGGCUAUCGAAUAAAUAUAAAGGCAAGUCUGGUAUCAUCUACACAUCAACUGUUAAAGAAACUGAAGAUAUUAGUGCGGAACUCAGAAAAAAUGGAAUUAAAAGUAAAUUUUAUCAUGCGCAAAUGGAUGCGAAUGAUAGAAAAACAGUUCAAGAGCGUUGGAUGGACAAUCAUUACCAAGUAAUAGUAGCAACAAUUGCAUUCGGCAUGGGCAUAGACAAACCUGAUGUACGGUUUGUCAUUCAUUACUGCACUCCAAAAAGUUUGGAAUCAUUUUACCAGGAAAGCGGAAGAGCUGGUAGAGACGGGCAACCUGCAGAUUGCAUUCUUAUGUUCAGUUUAAAUGACUACUUAAGAACUUCUUCAAUGACUUCAAACAAAAUUGAAGAAGCUAACACCAAGCAUAUUUUGCAAUAUUGCCUUGAACAAACCAAGUGUAGGAGGGCAUUGAUAGCAGAUCAUUUUGAGGAUACUUGGAGGCAAACAGAUUGUGCGAAAAUGUGCGAUCAUUGUUCCCAGGACUCGAAACCAGUAUCUAAUUAUAAUAUAACAGAGCCUGCAUUAGAUCUGAUUAAAAUAAUCGAAUUUGCUAAUAGUAAAGAAAUUAAAGUUACCCUGAAUAAAUUGAUCAAUGCUUGGUUCCAAUCAGGAAAUAAGGAAAUUAGACCUCCUAAUAUUACUAAGCCAAAAUGCACCAAGCAAAUGGGCGAAUAUAUUAUUGGAUAUCUCAUUUAUAAAGAAUAUUUCGUUGUAGAAAAGGGAUUUACUCUUUACACUACUGUUGGUUACAUACAGAGAGGUAAUAAAAAAAUUAAUAACACUACUAAAAUAUUGAUGCCCUCUAAGGAAAUAAUAAAUUAUCCAAUUUCGACAACUACCGAAAUACAAGAAGUUAUUAUCAUCACAGAAGAGACUGAAAGCGAUAAACCUCCGACCAAAAAACAGAAACUUGAUUGUAGUUAAUUUUAAAUAAAAAUUUUAUUAAAC